GCUGUAGUGUUCUAGGCGGUCUGGACCCAUCCCCGGGCCAGGCCGGGGUCGCUCAGUCUUCCCCUUCUGGAAGAGCAGUGAGGCACUAUGGCUCUGCAGGGCGUCAGGGUCGUGGAGCUGGCCGGCCUAGCCCCGGGCCCGUUCUGCGGUAUGGUCCUGGCGGACUUCGGAGCGCAGGUGCUGCGCGUGGAUCGGGUCGGCUCCCCCGGCGAUUUGAGCCGGUUGGCCCGGGGCAAGCGCUCGCUGGCGCUGGACCUGAAGCGGGCGCACGGAGCGGCCGUGCUGCGGCGCCUGUGCGCGCGUGCGGACGUGCUGCUGGAGCCUUUCCGCCGCGGUGUCAUGGAGAAACUCCAGCUUGGGCCAGAGAUUCUGCUGCAGGAGAAUCCAAAGCUCAUCUAUGCUAGGCUAAGUGGAUUUGGCCAGUCAGGACCAUUCUCCAGGAGAGCUGGCCAUGACAUCAACUAUUUGGCUUUGUCAGGUGUUCUGUCAAAAAUUGGCAGAAGUGGUGAGAAUCCAUAUGCUCCACUGAAUCUCCUGGCUGAUUUUGGUGGUGGUGGCCUCAUGUGCACAGUGGGCAUUCUGAUGGCUCUCUUUGAACGCACACGCUCUGGCAAAGGUCAGGUUAUUGAUGCAAACAUGGUGGAAGGAGCAGCAUAUCUAAGUUCUUUUCUGUGGAAAACUCAGAAAGUGGGACUGUGGGAACAGCCUCGAGGACAGAACCUGUUAGAUGGUGGAGCGCCUUUCUACACAACGUAUAGGACAGCAGACGGGCAGUUCAUGGCUGUGGGAGCCAUCGAGCCCCAGUUCUACAAGCUGCUCAUCAAAGGACUUGAACUAAAGUUGGAAGAACUUCCCGACCAGAUGAGCGUGACUGAUUGGCCGGAAAUGAAGAAGAGAUUUGCAGAUGUGUUUGCACAGAAGACCAAGGCGGAGUGGUGCCAGGUCUUUGAUGGAACCGACGCGUGCGUGACCCCGGUGCUGACCUUUGAAGAGGUUGCCCAGCAUGAGCAUAACAGAGAACGGGGCUCCUUCAUCACUGACGAGGAGCAGCACUUGAGUCCCCGACCUGCACCUCUGCUGUCGAUCACCCCAGCCACCCCUUCUGCCAAAAGAGAUCCUUUCGUAGGAGAACACACUGAGGAUAUACUUAAAGAAUUUGGGUUUAACCAGGAAGAGAUUGACCAGCUGCUUUCGGAUAGAAUCAUUGAGAGUAAUAAACCAAAACCAAAAGCUAAUCUCUAACUUCUAGAUUCACAAUUCAAAUGAAUUUGAGUGUUGCAUUUACAAUGGAGACUAAUACAUAGAAUUGCAUACAUGGGAAUGUGGAAUAGCAGUAAUGCAGGGAUCCAGCUAUUCUAAUCAAGAAAUAUAGAGGAUUGAUUACACAGUGGAUGCAGUCUGAAAAUUAAAAUCGGAGUAUUCGAUUUAGGAAUUUUGGGGGGUAUUUAUAUUAACUUGUGACAAUUUUUCUGCCUUUCAAUUUGCUUAACUAAAUGUGUUUGUUGAUAUUAAAGUGCUUACAUAUCUGUAUUUAAAUUAAUUAAUAUAAUACAUUUUUAUUAAAUAAAGCUUUUUUCUGUAAAGUAGGGUUGUGCUUUCUAGUUUGCAAAAGCUUUAACAAAAGCCCUUUCAAUACCAUUGAAAUAACAUUCUGACACAUUGAAUACUUUUGACUCUACUGUUGUGCUGGCCAGCUCUGCAUUGCUGUGACCAAAGUAGGUGACAGGAACACCUUAGAGGAGGAAAAGUUGAUUUUGGCUCACGGUUUCGGUCCACAUGCGCCAACUCCGUGGCUCUGGGCAGCACGUCCCAGCUGAAGAGCCUGAUGGAGGCGCACUGCUCUGUUCAUGCAGCCAGGAAGCAGAGAGGAGGAAGGAGUGGGGAUCCCAGGGAAGAUGGGCCCUUCCAGGCCGCCCCAGGGGCCCCCCUCCUUCAGCCAUGCCCCCAGCUGUUACUACCCAGCCAGUCCUUGCAAAUGUGAGUGGACCGCUUAGUUACAGCUCUCAUAAUCUAACGACUUCGCCUCUGAACAUUCUGCAUUAGCACGGGAGCUCUGGGGGACCCCUCAUAUCCAAACUGUAACAAAUCUUUACCAAAAUGACUGUCCUUAGGAAACUCUGACCCUUUUCAUCUGACAACCUGCAGUCAGAUUCUGUAAAUUGGGAUGUUAGUGAAUGUUCUUGGAGUUUCCUUCAGAUAACUCCCGCCUCCAGACUGCCGCGCUGGGCUCUCGAGCUGGCUGCUCUCAUCACCACCCUGAGCCCCGUCAUCCACUUCACGUCUGCCAGCCUCUUCCUCCUCCCCCACUGCCUCCUGUUUUCUUUCCCAUCAUGUCUCUCUCCGCCCUGGAAGUCCCUUGGUUUAUGCCUAUGAAAUCUAGAAGAAAAUCAUGAUAAAAACAACUUUUGAAGAGCAUUUCAAAGUCAGGAAGCCACUGGUUGACCAGGGCCUGUGCACACAUACCAGGUUGCUGCCCGGAAAGUGACCUCUUGGACUGGACAUGAGUGAACGACACAGGAAUGUCAACCUACGAACUGGGCCGAGGCCUCCAAGGCCAUUAGCGUCUUCUGCCUGAGGUUGCAGCUGCACCCGUCACAAAUGACAAAAGCACUUUACGCCUUGAGAUCGUCCUCCAGCUUAGCGAGGGACAGCUUAGUGCUGGGACGGCGUCUCUGUACCGUCUUUCUUUUCACGGAGCGUGUGAAGUCCAUCUCUCCUCCCCUCCUCCUUCACUUCACAAACCCCGGGCAGUCUGACCUUCGGAGCGGUCGGAGCCGUCUGGAUCUCUGGAUUCCUGAAUUGGGAAUCUCAGACCCCAAGUGAAAGCCCUUUUGCUUCUGCAGUUUCUGAGUUUGAAUUGAUGGACACUUUAUUUAGGCCCCUGUGCUAAGGUAGCCCUAGGAGAGUGCUGUCCCAACCCUCGUCUAUGAUGCAGCCACCUCAUCACAAGUUGCUCAUUCCUUCACCCUGUUUUAUUUUUCUUCACCCUGCUUAUCACUACUGCCAGCUCUACCCCCUGCCAUCACACGGCGGAAUGGAACUUUACAAGGGAUUUUGGACAUUAGAUUAAUUCCUUAAUCUCUAGUUCUGAGAAUAAUGGCCAUACCCAUGGUGAAAAUUUAAGUAUAUAUUAAACAAAUGCACCUCAAUAGUAAAGUGCUGUCAGUUAACAGCCCGAGUCUAUCCCCUCUGCCCACUCCCAUGACUGUUUUCCUUCAGACCCCUUCUGAUUUCCAGUACCACAGUUUCCUGUGAGUGUGAACAUGCUGCUCUACUGGUGAUCAUCUUGACACCAAACAGGUCUUCUCAGUCCUGCAAAAUUCCUCAGUGGUACUCUUUUCCCCUACAGAAUACAGUAGAAACUCAUUUACGAAGCAUAUCAACCCUUUACAAUAAGACUCUUCAGUCUAUAUCCAAAGGACUUAAAAUCAGCACUAGCGUGACACAGCCACACCAAUGUCUAUAGCAGCUCAAUGAACAAUAGCUAAACUUUGGAACCAACCUCGAUGUCCUUCAACAGAU
This is a messenger RNA of Sciurus carolinensis (gray squirrel), 3522 nucleotides long. It is a transcript of the gene Amacr, whose product is annotated as alpha-methylacyl-CoA racemase. NCBI's taxonomy places the organism in Eukaryota, Metazoa, Chordata, Mammalia, Rodentia, Sciuridae. Gene Ontology annotation, cellular component: mitochondrion. Gene Ontology annotation, biological process: bile acid metabolic process. The transcript has 5 exons. The record is from RefSeq and is a predicted model, not a curated record. Gene Ontology annotation, molecular function: alpha-methylacyl-CoA racemase activity. Bases 88 to 1242 code for a protein of 384 amino acids.